CCCAAACAACACGGCUGCUUCGGAAGUUGUAGAUUGGUUACCUUUCGCUAGCUAGCUGACUUUGAGCUAAUAUAUCGAAAUCUAACAACCAUGGAUAAAAAGAAAAAGCAAUAUGCAGUGACUGCUUCAUCGUUGACCUGUUUACAAUAAUUAUUAUUGUGACAUUUUCUGUCAGCAGUGUGUAAACCAAAGCUAGCUGGUUAGAUAACGCCGGUAACUUAUCUAGCCAGCACGCUAACACAUAGCAAGCUAGGAUACUGUAGUAUACUCUUUUCUCAGCAGCUGGUUGAUCUCAAAGCUGAACUCUACAGGAAACAAGAGCAAUUCAAACAUGAAAAAUGCCAAGAUGCUGGGACUAGUGCCAAAUCCCCCAAAAGCAAGAAACGUAAUGUAUGGAUCAAACAGAAUGAGGGUGUUUCAGCUCAGGAACAGAAAGAUGUGGAACAGGUGGCAGAGGAAGAGAACAACCUUGACAAAGCAAAGGGAGUACAAAGUGAUGUACUUCACACCGACAACAUAUUUUAUACACCAUCACUGCCUUCUAUUAGAGCUCAUUGCUGUUUGCCAUGUCUCUCUUUGUCCACAGCUGCAAGCUAGAAGAGAAAGCUAAACUGUAUGUGCAGAUGACCAAAGGACACUUUCCUGAUGAGGAGACAGAGGGAUUUUUCCUGGUGGAUUUGACCCAGAAUCAUGCCCAAUGAGAGAGCGAGAGAGCUCCUCCCCCAACCCACCCAAGGAGUGGGUGGACGAUCUUGGAGAUGCAUGAAGAAAGACCUACCAGGGUUCAAGAAAUUGGACCAAGACUUUCAGGGAAAAGGACUUGACCCGGCUGAGAAGGACCGACUGUCAGAGGACAUGCAUAGAGAGCUGCAGAGGCAAGCCUGGGAGAGGGAGGAGGCCAUGAACAGGCCUGUGGGACGAAUCCACAACGAGGACAUCAGGGAGCAAGAGGCCCGUGAGCUGGGUGUGGGCUACUUUGCAUUUUCUCAGGACCAGGAGCAGCGCAGGACAGAGACUCUGGACAUGCUCAGAUACCAGAUGACAGACCAGCGCAGUAAGAGGGAGCAGUUGAAGGAGAAGAGGAAGGCUCUGCUGAAUGCUCAGUUGGCCAAGGUGAGGCAAAGGAAGAUGAAGACUAAGCUGGACGGAACACAGGACGACCAGGGAGCUGGACACAACCAAGAAGAGGCCCCUGCAGUGAAGGAGUUGGAGGUAGAAAUCCAAGAGAGGAGAGACACCAAGUCAGGAGUACCCCACGUCUGAGAGUGGGACAGGGGCAAAGUGGACUAGUUUGGCGAGUGGACGAGUCGGCGGCAGGAUGAUAGGGAGUCAGAGUUCACUCCUCCCUCUGUGUACUUCAGCGACGAUAAGAGACAGGGCUACGGGAAAUGGGCCAAACGGGAGCAGGACAAACCCAAAAUGGCCUUCAAGUGGUCAGAGGGGCAGCGUGGAGGGCAUAUGGAGCCACCCCAGGCCAAGCCCAAAAGUAGUUAUUUACCCCAGCCCCAGUCAAGUACCCCGGUACCCUCUCAACCCACACUAUCCCCUGGUCAGCCCCAAAAUGCACCUCCAGCCCCUCAGUGCCCCCCUCAACCCCCACCUCAGUACCCUCCCAACAGCCCCAACCCCAAUACACACCACCCCCACAACACACCCUCAGUUUGCUUCCCCAUUUCAGUCCCAAUUUGCACCUCCACCCUUUCACCUUCAGUAUCUUUCUCCACCUCAACUUCAGUAUGCAGCCCCACCUUACUGCCCAUCUCAGUACCCCCCCUCCCCCCACACAGCCCCAAACUCAGCCCCAGUGCCCCCCUCAGCCCCAGCUCCCUUCCCAGAGCCUGGAUGACAUGCUGUCCUUCAACAAGAACUCUGCUAGAUACUCACAGUCCGGCCUCGCAUAGGUGACACACACACCUGUAUUAAACUAACCCAAACACACAAACAACGUCGAUGUGUGUUAGACUAUAGUGACGUUACCAUGAUCUUUAAACCCCACAGAGGGCACCAAAGAGAAGGACCCAUUUUCGUAAUCUGAUCUUGGAUUUAGACUGGUGAUCUUGUUCAUGUGUGGUGAUUGUGUGUUUUGAGUGACAGGACAAUACCGAGGAUCAGCCACGAUGUAAUAGGUCUUUUCUGGGUAAGUACAGGCAUUGAGACGUCUCUGGAAGCUUGUCAUUAUAUUCAAACAUAUGCAAUUACCUGUUAUCAUUUAAAUGGAUCUAUGGAAUAUAUAUUCAGGGUUGGACAUAGCUUUAAGUGAGGAAGGUUUGACUGACAUGCUCUAGGUGGCGCUGUGCCCCUUUACCAUUGUUUUAUGAGCCACCAGACUCCGUGUAGGUGUUUUCAGAAUGUGUAAUGUUGAAUGUUUUAAACAUUUUUCAAUCCAACGGAGUACUCACUGGCCUGGCAUGAACUCCUCUGGUCCAUUUCAUGCACUUGAUAAGGAGGCAGGUAUGUUUGUCCCAUCAGGAAGACAGGUCAGGGAAAUGACACUGACGUGGAAAAUGUUUAGCUUCUUCAAACAGUGAAUGAAAGGGAACUUUAAUAUUUCUGAUCAUUAGAUUGUAUUAAAUAGUUAUUUAUGCCA
Salmo salar (Atlantic salmon) is the source of this 2587-nucleotide messenger RNA. Its product is annotated as coiled-coil domain-containing protein 174. The record is from RefSeq and is a predicted model, not a curated record. NCBI's taxonomy places the organism in Eukaryota, Metazoa, Chordata, Actinopteri, Salmoniformes, Salmonidae. Gene Ontology annotation, cellular component: nucleus.